CGGAAGCGGAAGUGGAGGCGCAGCGGGAGAUUCGGGCGCUGCCGGCGGGCCCACAUCAUGGUGCAGAUCAUCAUCUCCAGCGAGGGUGCUGGAGGCCUGGCACAAUGGGUGCUGGUGGAGCUGCAGGGUGAGGUCGAGGCUCGGCAGAGCGGCAGGCUGGCAGGGAGCCUCUUGGGAGACCUGCACUACACCCACGAGGGAGUCCCUGUGCUCAUCGUGGGCCACCACAUCCUCUACGGGAAGGUAGUGCAGCUGGAGAAGCCCUUUGCUGUCUUGGUGAAGCAGGGAGCCACCGAGCCUGACGCCACAAGGGCGGAUGCCCACUAUUCUGUCACUGCUCUCAUCAAAACCAAGCUCCUCUUCAAAACACGCCCCAAGCCCAUCAUCACCAAUGUGCCCAAGAAAGUGUGAGGACUCAGGCUGGUGGCUGUGAGCUCCACUUUGCUGCCAGGUAGCCCCAGGCACUGCAGCAGGGGCUGAGGAGACCCAGGGCUAGCCCUGGCCUCAUUCCUACCCUGCCGGAUUGCUCCCAGGGGCAGGUUGGGCUGCUGGAUCCUAUGCACACCCAGAGCCCUUUCUGGGUCACUUGAGCCCCUGAUAAUGACUCUGUUUCUGAGAGCUGCCAGCCCAGGUGAGAUGGAUCCUGGUGGGCAGGAAGCUUCUCCUGCCCUUCAGGUAGAGAUAAAUUACUCUCUCCUCACCACACACUACCGUUUCACUGUGCAAGUCUUUAUUUUGACAAAUCCGUCAGGAUAUAAAACCAGACUUUUCCAAA
Molecule: messenger RNA, 775 nt
Organism: Cuculus canorus (common cuckoo)
Lineage: Eukaryota; Metazoa; Chordata; Aves; Cuculiformes; Cuculidae
Gene: CHTF8
Product: chromosome transmission fidelity factor 8
Exons: 4
Coding region: 58-411 (117 amino acids)
Biological process (GO): mitotic sister chromatid cohesion
Cellular component (GO): Ctf18 RFC-like complex
Source: RefSeq, a predicted model, not a curated record